AAUUAGGGCGUGGCUUAAUCUAAAGGUGUGUGUGUUAGUGUGUCGGUUUCAGGUGUAUCAGCAUUUCCCCCACCACACCAUGUUAGUUUGUAUUUAACCGAGCUGGACUCCUGGGAAGGUUAUUCUGUAGUUUCCAAGUUUCCAGGCGGAUUCUGACUUGUUGAAGAUGCAUUCUGGCAGAGUUGAAUAUGGCGUUCGUAAUGGUCAACACGAGAGCGUCCAAUUCUUACCAUCCAGUGGUGGAAGUGUCCCGGCUAAGGGGAGAAAAAACAACACCAUAAUUGGUGUUCUUGUGGCUCUUCUCGUCCUCGCAGCAGUUGCAGCCGUCCUCAUCUGGUUUUUUCUCUUUAAAGAUCCUGCCCAAAAUGCCACCCUCAGUAGGUCACAGAGACCAGCUGUCCAGGUGUUCAGUGGACACAUGAAGCUGUUGAAUUUUCCGUAUGACCCAGCACUCGAGGACACCAACAGUCAGACGUUUCAAGACUCUGCAGAGAUAUUACAGGCACAACUGGAGCAAUACUACAAAACCGAUCCGCUCCUCGUUCGCUUUUACACUCAGUCCGUGGUGACUGCCUUCAGUGAAGGUGUGAUGGCCUAUUACUGGUCCCAGUUCGAUAUUCCAGUUAGCGACCUGGAGAUGGUGCCGGAGUUCUCCGAGGAGCGGGUGUUGGAUGCUCUGGAUGCAGGCAUUAAGGAGCAGAAAACCAGGAGUGCUAAUAUCCAGAUCCGUAAAAUUACUGCUUCAGUCACAGAUGCCCGCAUGGUCAGGAAACCUCAAGUUGAUGAUUGUUUCUUUCGUCUGAAAGCUGACUACACGAAUAAAACGUUUACCUCCCCGGGGUACCCCAACGGCUACCCCUCCAAGUCUCGGUGUCAGUGGCAAAUUCGGACCUCUGAGGGGAGCGCCAUCUCUGUCAGCUUCCCAACUUUUGACAUUGAAGACGACUGCAAAAACGACUUCGUAUCCAUCUUCGACUCUUUGAGUCCUGAUUAUUCUCAGGCCAUCACAUCAAAAUGUGGCCAGAGGCCUCCCUCCAACAUGCUGGAGGUGGUGUCAUCCAGCAACAUCAUGCUGAUUUCUUUCAUUGCUGACUCCAGUGUCCAGAAGCCAGGGUUUCAUGCCGUGUAUAGAGCCAUCCCUUUGACCUCAGUGAAAGAAUGUGGUGGUGACCUGUUUAAGACUGAAGGAAACUUCACGUCGCCGCUUUACCCCAGCUUCUAUCCACCUGCUGUGUGCUGCAAGUGGACCAUCCAGGUCCCUGCUGGGAAAGAGGUCCGGGUGAAGUUCAACAUAUUCCGCAUGAAGGAGCCAGGGGUGGACACCCGCAGGUGUCACAAAGACUACGUGGAGAUCACGGGAAACAAGUAUUGUGGAGAAAUCCCUAACUUGGCCCUGACCAGUGACUCUAACAUCAUGGAGGUCAACUUUUGCUCUGAUAUGUCCUACACGGACAAAGGCUUCAGCGCCGAGUACAGCGCCUACGAUCCCCUAAACCCUUGCCCUGACAAGUUUCCCUGCAACACGGGCAUCUGCAUCCCUUUAUCACAGAAAUGUGACGGCUGGAAUGACUGCGGCGACAUGAGCGACGAGACGAACUGCAAAUGUGAAAAGGACCAGUUUGCUUGUGCUAAUGGUUUGUGCAAACCGUACCUCUGGGUGUGCGAUCGCAACAACGACUGUGGAGAUGGGAGCGACGAGAAAAAAUGCAGUUGUGAGCUGAACGAGUGGCGCUGUGGGAACGGAGUUUGUCUGCCUCAGGAUGUUGUCUGCAACGGUAAAACUGACUGUCAAGAUGGGAGCGAUGAAGCCUCGUGUGAAUCAUCUCGAAGCAUGUGCACCAACUUCAGCUUCAAGUGUGCGAACAGCGAAUGUGUCAACAAGGUGAACGCCGAAUGCGACCGCGUCCAUGACUGCUCGGAUCAAUCGGACGAGGCCGGCUGCGACUGCGGCACCAGGCCUUACAAGCUGAAUCGCAUCGUUGGAGGGGUGAAUGCUGUGGUGGGAGAGUGGCCCUGGCAGGUCAGCCUCCAGUUCAAGACAAGUGGACACACCUGUGGCGCUUCGAUCAUCUCUGAUCGUUGGCUCCUUUCUGCUGCUCACUGCUUUGUUAACGACAUCUCUCCAGACUACCGGGUUCCAGACAACUGGGUCACCUACAGUGGCUUGCAGUACCAGUUCAAGAUGGCAGACGCACAGAUGCGUAAACUGACGUCGGUCAUCCCCCACCCAGCUUACAACUCGAUGACCAGCGACUACGACAUCUCGCUGCUGAAGCUCAGCGAGCCGCUGGUGUUUAGCAACACCAUCCAACCAAUCUGCCUACCAGCGUCCUCACACAUCUUCCCAGCAGGCAUGUCGUGCUGGGUUACAGGCUGGGGGGCGCAACGGGAAGGAGGAGGGGUUUCUAUGGUCCUGCAGAAGGCAUCAGUGAAGAUAAUCAAUGACACCAUUUGUGACUCAGUCCUAGAAGGCCAGGUCACCUCCAGGAUGCUCUGUGCUGGAUUCCUAGAGGGAGGAGUUGAUGCUUGUCAGGGAGACUCCGGAGGCCCCCUGGUGUGUUUCGAGGAAAGUGGGAAGUGGUUCCAGACUGGCGUAGUGAGCUGGGGUGAGGGCUGCGCACGUCGGAACAAGCCCGGGGUCUACACGCGUGUCACCAAAAUGAGAGACUGGAUCAAGCAGGAGACAGAAAUUUGAUGAGGAAGACAUGGGGAGCAGGGAGGGUUGAAGAGAAGGGCGACAUGGAAGUGCUACGAUGGAUGGAACAUUUUGGUCGGAUUCAGGAAGAGUCCCUGUGUUUAGUUUGUUUAGCUACAGGCUGAACACAGGUGAAAAAUGUUCAGCACUUUAUCUGGAGGAGCUCAGAAAACACACCUAAAACUAAGACUUGUCGUUUUCUGAAGGCAUUUAAAACUAUCCAAAGGCUGUAAAUGAGACUUCAUCUGUUUUUUAGUCUAAAGUUUAAAUUUGGGUUCAGAAUAUGAACUUUUAUGCAGCUUUUAAACGUGAUUUUUUUAUUACACAUUGUCAUCCCUUCCAAAGUGAUUUUGUUUGCAUUAUCUAGAAAUCCUUUUUGUUACCGAAGGGAAAGUUCCUCCUUUAAAGCAGAUUUUAGCUUUAAUCGUAUUUUUAAAUGAUACCAAAAACGUGCUCAGAUCUCAAGACCCAAACAAGAGGGGGAAAGGGGACAUUCGGCAUCCUUCACACACACUUUUUCAUAUUUUGGUAAAAUGCAUGAAAACCCAAAAACUGCCUGUAAAAUGGAGCCUGCAUUAAUCCAUCUAAAAGCCUGUGAUUAGUGCUUGGAUAAUGGCCAACACUAAAGUAUUCCAGAUUUGUAAUUGGCAAGCUGAAAAUGCAAAAGAUUGCUACAGUGGUCCUAGAAUAACGAGAUCAGAGGGAUUCCCAUCAGUAUUUCUCCUUUUAUUUGUAUUUACGCGUGAGGCCUUGCUCGAUCUGAGCGUGAUUUUAUAAAAUAUUGGAUUAAAGUGAUGAUGAUGAAGGUCCAGCUGGCUUUUGCAUCUUUUUGUUUGUUUCCGCUCCAGCUCGGGGUGAUGGUGUCUGGAGUUAAACUGGACCAGUAGUUUCUUCUCUUUUGGUCUCAAGCAGCUUUUAUGUGACUGGAUGAGUGAUUUUAUAUCAAACUCAUCCUGAAUAAUCGCUCAGAAAUGACGAGGAUUAUUUAUUGAAGGGUAGAAAAUAAAACCAAGGAGGUUUCCUUCAUUCUUUUUAAAACAAACUCGAAGAGUUAAUUAUUUUAUGGAAUCGGCUGUAAUUCAGAUUUUUGAGUCUUUUCCUGUUUAAUCUGCUUUUUGCGUGACGUGUGUGUGAUGUAAUAAACAUCUUCUCUCUGA
Molecule: messenger RNA, 3852 nt
Organism: Nothobranchius furzeri (turquoise killifish)
Lineage: Eukaryota; Metazoa; Chordata; Actinopteri; Cyprinodontiformes; Nothobranchiidae
Gene: st14
Product: ST14 transmembrane serine protease matriptase
Biological process (GO): proteolysis; acrosome reaction
Molecular function (GO): protein binding; serine-type endopeptidase activity
Source: RefSeq, a predicted model, not a curated record